Messenger RNA from Vicia faba (fava bean), 288 nucleotides. The record is from the annotation of a GenBank genome assembly. NCBI's taxonomy places the organism in Eukaryota, Viridiplantae, Streptophyta, Magnoliopsida, Fabales, Fabaceae.
AUGACCACACAUCUUGUUUGUCAUCCUCUCAAUCGUGGUUCGUCUCAACGUCACGAUCUCCCUCCGAUCAACAAAACUCCUUCUCGCUAUCGCAAAAACUCCUUCUCGCUAUCGCAAAAACUCCAUCUCUCCCCUAAAAUUCUGUGGCACAACUCCUUUCAUCACCGACGAUUUCCUCCUCUGACCUCCACCUUCGUCUCAAAUCAUCAGUUUCGUUUAUCGUUAUCAAAUCGUCACUGUGAUGCAACAACAAAAGCUAGGACAAAAAUUAGGAAAUUAAAGUCGUAA